Messenger RNA from Sitodiplosis mosellana (orange wheat blossom midge), 860 nucleotides. RefSeq names its product charged multivesicular body protein 2b (gene CHMP2B). NCBI's taxonomy places the organism in Eukaryota, Metazoa, Arthropoda, Insecta, Diptera, Cecidomyiidae. The record is from RefSeq and is a predicted model, not a curated record. Gene Ontology annotation, biological process: late endosome to vacuole transport; protein transport; endosome transport via multivesicular body sorting pathway. The coding region runs from base 143 to 787 and encodes 214 amino acids. Gene Ontology annotation, cellular component: multivesicular body; ESCRT III complex. The transcript is spliced from 4 exons.
AGCAAACAGUUUCAAGAACACAAACGAAUAGAUCAAAAUAAGUUAUUGCAACAUUUUUUGAUGUAUUUUUUUUCUUCCGAUAAACAUAUCUCUUAGAGUUUCUAUUUAUUAAACACAAUAUUAGCAAUAAAAUUUGGAAAAAAUGGAUUUUUUAAAUGAUAUUUUUGGUAAAAAACCAACGCUCAAAGAGCAACAACGUGAGAAUGAUCGGGCACUAAGAAAAGCUGGCCGUGAGAUUGAAAGAGAACGGCGAAAGUUGGAUGAUGAAGAAAAGAAAAUUGAAGCCGAGAUAAAGAGAAGCGCAAAGGAGGGAAACAAAGAUGCGUGUACUUUGUUGGCUAAGCAGUUGAUUCAAGUACGAAAACAGAAGAAUCGCACCUAUGCAGCAAACAGUAAAAUUUCCAGCGUUGGUUUUCAGAAUAAGGCAAUGGGCGCUAAUGUAGCGAUAACCGGAGCCAUGGCAACCACGUCCAAGACAAUGGGUGAAAUGAACAAGAUUAUGCGACCAGAGAAGAUUGCCGGCGAUAUGAGAGCAUUCCAACAGGCGAACAUGAAGAUGGAAAUGACCGAUGAAAUGAUCAAUGAGACACUUGAUGACAUGCUCGAGGAGUCGGGUGAUGAAGAGGAAACCAACGGAAUUGUUAAUAAAGUGCUUGAUGAAAUCGGUAUCGAAAUUUCUGGCAAGAUGCACGAUGCACCGAACGCAGUUAAGGAUAGCCUUGGCAACUCGUCCAAACUCACCGAAAAAGACAUCGAAGCCCAAUUGGCCAAGCUAAGAUCAACGUGAUCGUUCAAAUUGAUCAACAUCUUAUGAUUGGAGAGAUUUUUUUUCAAUUUUUUCUAGAAUAAAGUCAAACACA